UUAGGUAGUAGAAGAUGUUGGAAGGUCUGCUUGUGUCCUACCCCUACGCCUACCUAGUGCCCCACCACCCCACGUGUAACCUUUUCAUUGUUUCAGUUUCUUAACAUCCUCUGAGAUUUGUGGCUGUCUGCAACUCCAACCAUCUCCAAAGUUUCACAAUUUGCUCUUCAAUGUAAUCUCACUUUGGGGCACGAAGUAGAAGAUAAGAAAUUAAAGGGUUUAUCAAGGGCUUUUGUUUCAGUCUUCAGCCUCUCUCUCUCUCUCUCUGUGCUUCCGCUGCAAGCAAAGCUGGUGGUUGGAGCAGUGCGCACCAACAUUCUGAUAUCUAGGCUCUGCGUCUCUCUGACAUGCGCCAUUUGAUCGUAGCCCUUCACUUGCGGUCAUGACUCUCGAAGCCCGACCCAAGUUCCGCCGUGCCUCCUCCACCUGCCACCGUCACCCGGCGGAACCCGUAACCGGCAUCUGCGCUUCCUGCUUGCGCGACCGCCUCUCCCGCGUCGAUCCCGCUGCUCGCGGUGAAAGCUCCGCCGCCAGCACAGCCAUCAAGGGUGGAGUUCCCGGGACUAGUAAACGAAAUGACGAGGCGUCCUCCUCUCCGCCCGAACUCCGCCGGAGCAAGUCUCUCUCCGUCGGCGGAAAGUGCGAGGGUUCAUCAGAGCCGCGCCGAAGAUCUUGCGAUGUUAGGGCUCGGCAUACGCUGUGGCACCUUUUCAAUCUCGAUGACGAGACUAGGGAUUUAGGGAAUUUGGGGUUUUCGGGGGAUGCGGGGACGAUUGUUGAAUCGAAAGCGGAGGAUGAGAGGGGAGAGGAAAUUAAUAAAAUUAGGGUUUCUGAGGCUGUUCUUGUGCGGGAUGCGGAUGUUGAAGAUGUUGAAGAGGAGGUAGAACCAAAAACCAUGAGAGAACACAUAGAUCUGGAGUGGCAGAAUAUGAAGCAUUCGGGGAGGGAUUUGAAGGACAUUGCAGGGAGUUUUUGGGUUGCAGCUUCCGUUUUCAGCAAGAAAUUGGGGAAAUGGCAGCAAAGGCAGAAGAUGAAGAAGCUCCGCCGUGGCUGUGGUGGUGACGGCGGUGGUUCGGUGCCAAUGCAGGUGGAGAAACCGAGUCGUGGGCAGUUGAGGGAUACACAAUCCGAAGUUGGUGAUUACGGAUUCGGGCGGAGAUCUUGUGACACUGAUCCCAGGUUCUCAGUUGAUGCUGGUUUUGAUGAGCCCAGAGCUUCUUGGGAUGGGUAUUUGAUUGGGAGGCCAAUUCAACGGCUUCCUCCGGUAGCUACGGUUGUUGAAAAUGGGAGUGCUCCUGUUCAAGGGUUAGAUAAUCGUGUAGAGGAGAGAAAGAGAUCAACAGAUGGGGAUGAGAAAAUUCCUGGUCGGUGUUCAGUGCGGAGACAAAGGAGAAGUUUUGAUUGGUCGCGAUCGAAUAGGAAAAUACCUGUAGUGGAAGGUGAUGAGAUGAAAUUAGAAUCGAAUGCAAGGGUGUCUCCUGCAACGGUUGACUUAUUCCAUGGGACGAAACUGCUAGUAAUGAAUGAUGGUUUAAGAAGUUUAAACUCGAACUCUCCACAUCACAGUUGCUCAGAGGGAUUUGAAUCUGCUUCUGGGGAUUCUGCUUCUGUUGUAAACAGUGGCAAUGGAAAGGAGUUCAAGAAGCCCCGGAGGUGGCAAAAAGCAUGGAAUGUUUGGGGAUUGAUGCAUAGGCACAAAUUUAGAGAUGAGGAAAGGUGUUACCGAGGAAAUGAAGCUGGUAACUCAAUAGGGGAGUCGUGGGUAAACCUAGGAAGGGGGUACAAUAGCGAAUCAGAAAGGGGUUGUAAUGGAAUGCUUGUCCGCAGUAGGAGUUGUGUUGGCUCACAAACUUUCUGCAGCUUGAGCAGUGAUGGUGAGAGUCGUGAGAUUAGAAGUCACAGUAAGAAGAGGAGAGAGUUUGUGCUGGAUCGAAACCAGACUGUUAGGCAAUCUGCCUCUGAUCUUGAUAAUGGACUUUUACGGUUCUACCUUACGCCACUGAGGAGCUAUAGGAAGAGCAAAUCAGGAAAGAGUAGGCUAAAGGAUUCGCGUUCGAUACUGAGGAGCAUAUUGCGGUUGUACUGAAUUAAAGGUGCACCAAAUUUUCAUCAAUGGAGCAUAAUGUAAAGGCUUGUUAUUCAGUUGAAUGCACUUCUUGUUAUUUCCCUUUCUGUGCUUACUAAACUUUUUAAAUUGUGCCAUAAGAGAAAUUUUAACUCAUUUAUUGCUGUUGUUGAUGAUGAAAACUAUAUGUAGCUUCCCAAAAGCCAAAAAUGAAAUAAUCUGAGAAGUGAUAAUGAAAAUUUGUUUGCA
Molecule: messenger RNA, 2314 nt
Organism: Malania oleifera
Lineage: Eukaryota; Viridiplantae; Streptophyta; Magnoliopsida; Santalales; Ximeniaceae
Product: protein OCTOPUS
Exons: 1
Coding region: 383-2086 (567 amino acids)
Source: RefSeq, a predicted model, not a curated record